Messenger RNA from Rhododendron vialii, 1244 nucleotides. Its product is annotated as protein CURVATURE THYLAKOID 1B, chloroplastic. The record is from RefSeq and is a predicted model, not a curated record. The coding region runs from base 387 to 905 and encodes 172 amino acids. Lineage: Eukaryota; Viridiplantae; Streptophyta; Magnoliopsida; Ericales; Ericaceae. Gene Ontology annotation, cellular component: thylakoid; chloroplast thylakoid membrane. The transcript is spliced from 6 exons.
UUAUUAUUUUUUUAAUUUUGGUUGAACCAAGGGAAGACAACAAAAGCAAAAGCUUGGGCAAUCAAAGAACAACCUGUAGCAUGUUAUCUUGCAAAACACCAUAAAAUGCCUAUCCAAUUGGAGCCACGUCAGCAACACUAUCCAGAAAUGAGUGGUUGUCCAUCUUCAUUCGAUUCAUACUUGAACAAAAAUCAAAUCUGCACAUUUAAUACUCGAUCCAUUAUGAAAAAUAUCCAAUUUUCUUAGCAAACAAACAGAGGCUACUAGAAAACAAAUCUAAACCCUGCUUUAUUUCUCACCAUACUGUCUGGCUCCUCUUCUUUCAAUCAUCGUAGAGUGAAGUGGGUGGGGGGGGGUUUCAGAAGGAAAAGCUUAUUUGAUUAGCCAUGGCACUAUCUCUCUCCUCCUCCCCUUCUUCCACCCUGUUUGAUGCCAAGGCUCCUCGGCAAUUAUCAGCUGCUGGGUCCUCCCAAUGUGCAUCUCUCCCCACCCUCUCUCCGCCUCCGCUGCCGUCUCAAAACCGCUGCGUCUGGAAGACCACCACUUAUUGCCGAAAGAUUGCCCGCAAUGUGGUUGCCAUGGCCACAGGAGAAGCACCUGCAGAAGUGGCAGUAGCUGAGCUGGAGCUGCCGGAAGCUGUCAAGACAAUCCAAGAAACUUGGGACAAAGUGGAAGAUAAGUAUGCGGUGGGUUCUCUUGCUGUAGCUGCUGUUGUUGCUCUUUGGGGUUCCGUUGGAAUGAUCUCAGCAAUUGAAAGGCUUCCCUUGGUUCCUGGUGUCCUUGAGCUCGUUGGAAUUGGAUACACUGGGUGGUUUGCAUAUAGGAACCUGAUAUUCAAACCAGACAGGGAAGCUUUGAUACAAAAAAUCAAAGGCAAAUACAACGACAUUCUUGGGAGCAGCUGAAUUACUUAUAUCAGCUGAAACUGCUGGUGAGAGUGAGUGAAUUCCUGGAUAAUGCUGAAGCAAAUGUGAUCGUGCUUAUUUUUGUUCCGUUUAAAUCAGGUUUUAACCAUAGUAAACCAUAUGUCAUGUACUCUUUCUCAAAUAAACAUGCAUCUAUAUGUAUUAUAUUUCCCCUCCUUUAGCACUGCCUAUUGCUCUUCUUAUUCACCUAGGUUUUGCAAAUUGGUAGUGCUUGAACAGUUGUACAUGGUUAGGUACUCUGCAUUAUUGGUUUUGUGCCUGGCUAGGAUGCACGAACUACAGUACUAGAUAUCCAUAUAUGCAUGGAUUUAUUUGCAA